AUAUUAUCGUUGCAUGCGUGCUGUAACCGCUGAGUACAAUUUUAUAAUAACUUGACAACCACUAAAUUCUUGUUUUAGUUGCGUGAGUGGUUUUGGCGGGGAAUCAUUCAGUUAGUUUUACAUUAAAUUAAAUAAUAUUUUGACCGUCAAUAAGGUACAAUGGAUGUUAUAAAGAAGAAUUGGUUUUCCGAGUCGUGUGAAAUGUGGCCAGGGAGCACCUUCUCAUUUGAGGUUAAGAAGUUGCUUCACAAGGAACGGUCUCCAUUUCAAGAGAUACAGGUGUUUGAUUCAACCAGCCUCGGAAGAGUGCUUGUACUAGAUGGUAUUAUACAAUGUACACAGAAAGAUGAAUAUUCAUACCAGGAAAUGAUAUCGUUCCUACCGUUGUGCUGUCAUAGAAAUCCAGAAAAAGUGUUGAUAGUUGGUGGAGGGGAUGGCGGAGUUGCCAGGGAUGUUGCAAAGCAUCCAAAUGUUAAAGAAAUUGUACAAGUCGAAAUAGACGCUAAGGUGAUAGAGGUUUCGAAGAAGUACCUGCCCUUCAUGGCUGUAGGUUUCGACAGCAAAAAAUUGACAUUGCACGUUGGUGAUGGAUUUGAAUUCAUGAAGAAUCAUAGUCAUGAAUUCGACGUCAUUAUAACGGAUAGCAGCGACCCCAUCGGGCCCGCCGUCAGUCUUUUCCAAGAAAAUUACUUCUCGCUGAUGAAGAGCGCCCUCAAACCCAACGGCAUCGUCUGCUCACAAGCUGGCACAUACUGGGACAAUAUGGAUUUGGUGAAAAAUACAUUAAAUAUCUGCAAAAAUCAAUUCCCCUCCGCCGCAUACGCAAUAACAUCGGUGCCAACGUACCCGUCCGGGUCGAUCGGCUUCGUUAUUGGUUCAUUGGAGGAAAACGUCAAAUUUGACAAUCCGGUUAGAGAGUUUACGCGCGAACAAUUGAAUGACAUGGACCUGAAGUAUUACAACACUGACAUCCAUAAAGCCGCAUUUGCAUUACCCAAUUUCGUCAAAAACGUAAUCGACGCCUGAUCAUAUUGUUUUAGUACUUAUCUGUGCAUUUUUUUUUUGCCAUGCAAUGACAGAUUUUUUUUGUGAUUUAUUCGCCUCGAAUAUAAUUUUUAAGCGGUUUUAAGUAAUCAUUAUAAUAUAGUGGAAUACUCGAUGAUAUUUUACGUUAAUGUAUUUUUACAUUCCACUACAUUCCUUGAAUUGUAAUAGUUACAUUCAUCUAGUCUUAAGUUUUUAUAGUAUGUUUCUUAUCAAGACUAUCUUUAUGCCUCGAAAAAUAAUAUAACAAGGCAAUAUUUUUCUACACUGUUACAUAUUUUUAUUCAAUGUUAAAUUGGGGACAAUAAAUUUUAUUUUUUUUACUA
Danaus plexippus (monarch butterfly) is the source of this 1370-nucleotide messenger RNA. RefSeq names its product spermidine synthase (gene SpdS). Gene Ontology annotation, cellular component: cytosol. The transcript has 4 exons. The record is from RefSeq and is a predicted model, not a curated record. Lineage: Eukaryota; Metazoa; Arthropoda; Insecta; Lepidoptera; Nymphalidae. The coding region runs from base 160 to 1026 and encodes 288 amino acids. Gene Ontology annotation, molecular function: spermidine synthase activity. Gene Ontology annotation, biological process: spermidine biosynthetic process.